AUGACCUGCACAGAGUUUGACUUCCCCUGUUUUUCUUGGAAAGCAAUGUUGGAGAGCGCGGCCCCCGGCCCCGCGGCUCCCGGGUCGCGUUCCAAAGAGCGAACGCCGGGGGAUGGCCGGGCCGGGGCGGGUGAGGGGCGCUCGGGGGCCGUUGCUGGCCCCGGGCCGAGCGCUGACAGCCGCGUCCCGCCCGCAGGGAAGGCGCAGGAGUCCCUGCAGGAGCGGUACCGGCUGGGCUCACUGCUGGGGCGUGGAGGAUUCGGCAGCGUUUUCGCAGCAACGCGGCUCUCGGAUGGCGCCCCGGUGGCCAUCAAAAGGGUGCCUCGGAACCGCAUCUGGUAUUGGAGCGAGCUGCCCGACGGCACCAGCGCUCCCCUGGAGGUUGUGCUGCAGGACAAGGUGUCCACAGGCUUUCCCGGUGUCGUCCAGCUGCUGGAGUGGCUUGAGCUCCCCAGCGACAUUGUGAUGGACCUGGGCUCCAUCUGCACCACUGUCCCCAAAGCCAUGCACAAUUCCCUCUGGCACACCAGGAACAUCUCCUACACAGGAUGUGUUGCUCAGCUCUUUUUCUUUCUGUUCUUCAUCUCAGCAGAGCUUUCCCUCCUGACCAUCAUGUGCUACGACCGCUACGUGUCCAUCUGCAAACCCCUGCACUACGGGACCCUCCUGGGCAGCAGAGCUUGUGCCCACAUGGCAGCAGCUGCCUGGGCCAGUGCCUUUCUCUAUUCACUGCUGCACACAGCCAAUACAUUUUCCCUGCCCCUGUGCCAUGGCAAUGCCCUGGGCCAGUUCUUCUGUGAAGUCCCCCAGAUCCUCAAGCUCUCCUGCUCCAAAUCCUAUCUCAGGGAACUUGGGCUCAUUGUGUUUUCAGUCUCCUUAGCAAUUGGCUGUUUUGUGUUCAUUGUUUUCUCCUAUAUGCAGAUCUUCAAGGCUGUGCUGAGGAUCCCCUCUGAACAGGGACGGCACAAAGCCUUUUCCACCUGCCUCCCUCACCUGGCUGUGGUCUCUCUGUUUAUCAGCACUGCAGCAUUUGCUCACCUGAAACCCCCCUCCAUCUCCUCCCCAUCCCUGGAUCUCUCAGUCUCUGUUCUGUACUCAGUGGUGACUCCAGCACUGAACCCCCUCAUCUACAGCCUGAGGAACCAGGAGCUCCAGGAUGCCCUGCAGAAAAUGAUGACCAUAUCUUUUCAGGGACAAUAAAGUCCGUCUUUUCUGCUCCAGAACAUUCAGAAUGUCACUCCUUACAAUCUUGGCCUUUAUUUUUUUAUUUGUCAA
Passer domesticus (house sparrow) is the source of this 1275-nucleotide messenger RNA. RefSeq names its product olfactory receptor 14J1-like. NCBI's taxonomy places the organism in Eukaryota, Metazoa, Chordata, Aves, Passeriformes, Passeridae. The record is from RefSeq and is a predicted model, not a curated record. Gene Ontology annotation, cellular component: membrane. Gene Ontology annotation, molecular function: odorant binding; ATP binding; G protein-coupled receptor activity. Gene Ontology annotation, biological process: G protein-coupled receptor signaling pathway. The coding region runs from base 1 to 1200 and encodes 399 amino acids. The transcript is spliced from 5 exons.